Messenger RNA from Pyricularia grisea, 351 nucleotides. RefSeq lists its product as uncharacterized. Lineage: Eukaryota; Fungi; Ascomycota; Sordariomycetes; Magnaporthales; Pyriculariaceae. The record is from RefSeq and is a predicted model, not a curated record. The transcript is spliced from 2 exons. The coding region runs from base 1 to 351 and encodes 116 amino acids.
AUGGCAGCCGCAGUCGCAGCGACAGCCCGUUACAAGCUGGUCUUCUUCACGCCGCCAACCGCACUGACACAGUGCAAAGCUGCCGUCUUUGCCGCGGGCGCAGGGCGCUUCCCCGGCCCUGGCAACUACACCGAGUGCUGUUGGACCGUCAUGGGUACCGGCCAGUUCCGACCCGGCGACACGGCAAACCCCAACAUGGGGAGCGUGGGCCAACUGGAGAAGAUUGAGGAGGCGCGGGUCGAGGUACUCUGCGUCGGCGAGGGUGUUGCGAGGAAGGCUGUGGAGGAGUUGAAGAAAGCCCAUCCGUUUGAGGAGCCAGCUUAUGAGGUGUAUAAGUUGGAGGACUUUUAA